Molecule: messenger RNA, 4638 nt
Organism: Lytechinus pictus (painted urchin)
Lineage: Eukaryota; Metazoa; Echinodermata; Echinoidea; Temnopleuroida; Toxopneustidae
Product: stomatin-like protein stl-1
Exons: 9
Coding region: 130-1296 (388 amino acids)
Biological process (GO): mitochondrion organization
Cellular component (GO): membrane; mitochondrion
Source: RefSeq, a predicted model, not a curated record
AUACCGUACAUGAUUGAAUGGGCAUGCAUGUACUAUGUCUUGUAUUGUGUAAGAUUAAGAAUUUUUGAGAUUUCAUCAUAUUAUUAUUAAAGACAAAGUGAAUAUCCUUGCAUAAAUAUCAAUUUCAAGAUGUUACCUAUAACGACAAUGAUAAGGAGGACCGGGGCUCUUCAACGAACUUCACAGAGACUUCAGCAGUGUGUGAUUACCCAACAUGCAAGGUGCGUUUCAAGUGGUGCAGUGAACACAGUUAUCCUGUUUGUACCUCAGCAGGAAGCAUGGGUAGUGGAGAGGAUGGGCAGGUUCUACAAAACUCUUCAACCUGGAUUGAAUCUACUGAUUCCAGUGCUUGACAAGAUCAAGUAUGUUCAGAGUUUGAAAGAAAUUGCUAUUGACAUUCCAGAGCAAAGUGCAGUGACUCAUGAUAAUGUGACACUAAGGAUAGAUGGAGUUCUGUAUCUAAGAGUCAUGGAUGCGUACAAGGCCAGCUAUGGUGUUGAGGAUCCUGAGUAUGCCGUCACACAGCUAGCACAGACAACAAUGAGAUCAGAGAUUGGUAAAAUAUCUCUUGAUCAUGUCUUUAAGGAAAGAGAAUCUUUAAACAUCAAUAUAGUGGAGGCUAUAAACAAUGCAGCCAUGGAACCAUGGGGGAUCAAGUGUCUUAGGUAUGAAAUCAAGGACAUUGAACUGCCUUCCAAAGUCAAGGAAGCUAUGCAGAUGCAGGUUGAAGCAGAAAGACGCAAGAGAGCUGUGGUAUUAGAAUCAGAAGGUAUACGAGAGUACGAGAUCAAUGUAGCAGAGGGCAAGAAGAAUGCCACCAUUCUAGCUUCAGAAGCCAUUAAGAGAGAAGAGAUUAACAGAGCUGACGGAGAGGCAGCAGCUGUUAUAGCCAAGGCCAAAGCUAGAGCAGAAGCCCUCACAAAGAUAUCACAAGCCAUGAGUGCAAAGGAUGGUCCAAAUGCAGCAAAUCUAGUGGUAGCAGAGCAGUAUGUAGCAGCCUUUAGUAAACUAGCCAAGACCUCCAAUACCAUAGUUCUUCCAUCAAAUACUGGUGACAUCAGCAGCAUGGUCGGCCAGGCAAUGGCCAUCUACGGCAAUCUAGCCAACCACCAGAAGCAGCUUGAUGCCGCCGAACCGGAGGAUCCCGACUCCACCACCCCCACGGAGGAGAUCCACCCCACCCAGGAAAUUGACAGAUUCCUGUUGACAGGGAAGAAAACAUCAGUUGCCGGGGACGACACCCUAAAAUCGCGACUCAGUCUGGGAAACCUCACUGAGGAAGAUAAAAAGUCAUAGCAGCGGUUGAGUGAAGAUUGACAAUGAAUGGACUUGAACUUUUGUCAAGAUUGUUUUUCAACCUCUGAGAAAUGUCAGAAGAUGGAAAUGAAGAUAGUAUGACUGCCUGUCACAAACCCAUGAUGCGAUUGUAGUCAUAAAAAAGAAGGAGGAACAUAUAAGAUGAUGAUAUAGAUUUGAAUGAAUGACUGGUUUUGCACACAUGACUGGGAAUUUCUUUCGCUCUAAUGGUUGGUAAUUGUUAGUCAUAAAUAAAGUAUUGUGACCAGUCAUUAUUUUGAGAUAUGGGUAAUUUAUCAAACAUGGUUUCACAUCAGAAUUUUAUUUAAAUUAAGCGAUGCACCUCAUGUUGUCAAGGUAUUAGUAUAAUUACCCAUAAUUAGUCCCUGUGGACAGUCCAAACACCCUCAUCUAUUGCAUCAAAUGUCUGAGAACCUGUAAAGUACAUUGUGUGGGAAAUUCUUACUAAAUGCCCUUAUUGAUGUGUACUUCAAUAAGCCUGGAGUGCUUCAUAUUCUUGUUGCAAGUAUCAAAUUCAGAUAAUUCUACCUUGUCUAAAGUUUGGUAAAUUUUCAAGGAUUUGAAUUUGACAGUCCAAUAAAAUUUGGCACCUUCUCUUGGUAAUGUUAAUAUUUUUCCCUCUUAAAAGCCCUUCAUAUACCAGUCUUGAAGAUUGAGUUGUAUAUCUGGAAGCUGCAAAAAAUUAUUGGAUCCUUCAAAGUUUCAAUGCUCUUCAUACAUACAUGAGAAGUGGUUUUAAAUGGAUAAAGGGCAAAUUAAGGGGGACCCAAUUUUCUACUUCAGACAAUUUAAUUUGAACUUAUUUGUUAUGCAUAUUUCACACAAAUUAUAGGGCAAAGAGAGAUCUAAAUUUGAGACUAUUUGAUGUAUGUUUUCUAACACAUUACCCAAUUAUAUUUUGAAAUUUGAAUUGUAGUUUGACCAAUAAUAUUAUAAAUGCAGAAUAGUGCUUUGGCAAAAUACCCUUUUCAACGUGGAAUACCAGCUUGAAGCAUGGGGCUUCAAAGCCAAGUGGAAUUUUAGAACUCUUGCAUUUUCAUAAUUUAUCCCCUUUCUAUCACUUCCCUGCUCUGGUUUUGGGUUAUCCAGUCGGCUAUUUAAUCCUGGUUAAUCAAGGGUGGUGUGUAUUUUUACAUGUUUCCUUCAGAGGUACCCAUGUUUGACCUUUGCUAAAAGCAUCGGUGCAAAAUGAACGAAUAUGGCCUCAUUUUUUUGUGCAGAUAUAUAUAUGGAGAAAACAUGGAAGAGGGCAAUAUGGUAAAUGAUGCCCUCUCCCUGAUUUGGAUGCAGGGUAAUGUGUCACAUUUGGAUUUUUAUUUUGCAGCUAAAAUGCAUCCUGUAUUUGAUAAUAAAUUGAUAUACACAAUGUCCACGUUUUCUUUUGUAGGAAAUUCUCAUGGAAUGAGAAACAAAGACAUACAAUGGCAUACAUGUAUCUGCAUGAAUGUAUUUUGUACCGUUAACACUUUCAACUAACUGUCAUAUUUGAUGAGAUAAUAGAUUUGAUUUUUUUCUUUGUUGGAUAUUAAUAUUUGUGCUCUCUGAUAACCUUCUUUGCUUAUUUUUUUUCAGUUAUGUUAUGCUUUCAAUAAAGCUCUGGAAUCCAAUGUAUGUUCAAUAGUAUACAAAUAAUGAAUGUUUAUGAGUGCAAUGGACAGAAUACUUCAUGAGAUGAAAGACGAAAUGAUCCAUUCAACGACGCGUAGCCGAGUUGAAUGGAUCAAUAUUUCAUCUUUCACCGAAUGAAGUAUUUUGUCCAUUGCACGAAUGAAAAAAACAUUCAUUAUUUGGUUUAUACGACACCUAAAAAUUUUUUUUUUUUUUUGGUCAUAUGAAAUUUAUGAAUUUCGAUGCAAAAUAUGCUCAUGCAGUGCGAGUUCGGUCUGUUGAUUGUCAGGUCAUUACAACACGUGCACUGCUGGUGCCUGCAGCUGCAGUCUGGGUGCGCGAGUGCAAUGGACAAAAUCGUAUGGAUCCAAAAUUGCACGGUUGAUGACGUCAUUGCAAAAUGGGCUGAAUGAAUGAUAUCAAACAACCAAUCAAAUCACAAGGAUCUAUCUAGGUGUCAUAUUAUAGAAUAUAUUGAGCAUACUGUUCAUUCUAUUACCAGUACCUUACCCAAUACCAAAGUUUUACCCACCAUUUUCUCUACUCAAUUUCCUGAUUUUUUUUUCUCCCAUUGCCUUUGGCAUAUUACAAUUCUAUUUAAUCUGAGGAAGAGGAGUUAGAUCAAAUGGUUAUUAAACUAUGAAGUUGUAGUCAAAAUAUUUAAUAAAGUACAUCGGAAGAGACCAAAUUGGGUAAGACCUGGGCCCGUCUUACAAAGAGUUGUGAUCAAUCCGAUCAAACUCUGCUGAAUGGAAAUCCAUUGAUGUCAUAAUUUUUUCUAUGUAGUUUGCAUAAUGUCCUUUGUAAGCAAAGAGAAGCACACUGAAUUUUCAAGAAAUCAAUGAAUGUAUGAACAUAAAUCAGAUUUAGAAAAUAUUUUGAAAUACGUGCAUUUUAGAUGUUGAUGUUGCUGGCUUUCCAUAGUUGUGGAUGAUCAGAUCAAUCGCAAGUCAUUGUAAGAUGGGGCCAGGUGGCUAAUGAAAGUGGGCCUUAUUGCCUUGGUUAAAAUAAGUGUUUUCGGUUUGUUCAAAAUAUUUUGAACAAACAUGCAUUUUAGAUGUUGAUGUUGCUGGCUUUCCAUAGUUGUGGAUGAUCAGAUCAAUCACAAGUCAUUGUAAGAUGGGGCCAGGUGGCUAAUGAAAGUGGGCCUUAUUGCCUUGGUUAAAAUAAGCGUUUUCGGUUUGUUCAAAAUAUUUUGAACAAACAUGCAUUUUAGAUGUUGAUGUUGCUGGCUUUCCAUAGUUGUGGAUGAUCAGAUCAAUCACAAGUCAUUGUAAGAUGGGGCCAGGUGGCUAAUGAAAGUGGGCCUUAUUGCCUUGGUUAAAAUAAGUGUUUUCGGUUUGUUCAAAAUAUUUUGAACAAACAUGCAUUUUAGAUGUUGAUGGCUUUCGAUAGUUUUCAUUGAUCGAUCAAUCGCAACAUUUUGAAAGAAGUGGGCCUUAAUGCCUUGGUUAAAAUAGUAUUGGGUUGUCUCCAUGCAGAUGGAGAGGUUGAUUUGUCAUGUAUGUCGAAACAUGUGCGAUCAUGUCGUAUUUAAACCAAUUUUCUUAAUAUUUUAGUAUAUAUCAAAGGUUUAACACAUUUUAAGAGUUGAAGGAGAAACCUUUCAACAUGGAAAGAAAAUAAGGUGCAGUGCUGUUUUGUCUCUUUCAGGCAAGAGUAUGAACUCUUUUUGCAGAAAUAAAGAGAUAAUGGAGUAGUGGUCAAAGUAAA